GCCCUCUGCAUCCAGGCUUUCUCCAAAGAAGAAGUUGGAAACAAUGGAUGCAUUCACCGAAGAAGAAAUGGCAGUCAGCGAGAGCGUCGGAUACCCAAAAGCCUACGCGAAGCUCUGCCGCGACCGCCGUGUCAGUCCCUACAGUCAUGGCCCUCCUUUCACUUACACCCCUUACAGUCUGGAGCAAGAUGAGGCCUUGAGGGCAAGGGAUUUGGAUCAGAUGUUCCCAAUUAUUGACCCGAAAGCUAAACCAACAGCGAAGCCCAAGAUCUUUGUCAGUCUCCUGUGGAAGCAGCUCAACCACCUUGGGAAUGCUGGCUUUGACCCUACAGUGAUUCGAGUCGAUCCGUAUGGCAAUGUUCUCUACUAUCAUGCUGAUUUGGCUUCUCCUCUCGCUUGGGAUAUUGAUCAUUGGUUUCCUUGCUCAAGGGGAGGGCUAACUGUUCCAAGCAAUCUGAGAAUAUUACAGCGUCAAGUCUGCAAGAAUAAGCAUAAUAAGCUGGAGUUUUUGAUCCCAUGGUGGGAAUUUCAACUGGGUAUCUCUGUAAACCAGUUCUUGUCCAUUUUCGCCUCCAAAAACUCAGAUUUGAGGCACAGAACAUUUUCAUUUUUGUUUUCUGAAGGUGAAAAUGAAGAAUUGAAUGCUUCGCAGACAGUAGAUUCACAUUCUUUUCCACAACAUUUCAUCGAAUCCAAAGAGAGAAUUGGCCUUGCUCCUGCCGCGAUUGUUGUAUCUAGAAGGGAACAUUAUGACACAUUAUCAGCCUUGAAACCACUGGAUUACAAUAGGCAUCUAAGGCCACAGUCCCCUGCAAUUGCUGCAAGAAAAGUAAAGCCUAAUGUCUUGAAAGAAAAUGAAAACCCGGACUUUGUUACGAACCCAUACCAAGCAAUUGUCAUGGCUAGAGAUUCCUUGAAACAAAGAGAAGAAGCUGUAAAGAUGCAGACAGAAGUACAAAAGCUAGAUGACGAAGUAAAUGAACUGAAGCAAAAGAAUGAGGAGGAAAAGCUCGCCAUUCAAGACCUGGAAUUGGUGCUGAUAAAACGCAGGAGAAGGGCAGAAAAGUGUAGGCGACUAGCAGAGGCACAACAUUCAUAUAGGACCAUGCUAGAGAAGAUGAUUCGAGAUGCAAUGCACCAGAGUGUCAUUUAUAAGGAGCAGGUGAGACUGAAUCAGGCUGCAAGUAACGCACUCAUGGCAAGACUUGAAGCACAGAAAGCAAUUUGCGAUGCCGCAGAGAAAGAACUUCACAGGAAAUAUAGACAAAGAGAUGAGAUUGAGUUGCAGAUCAGGCCUGACUGGGAGCAAGCAAGGAAGAGAUCAAGAAUGGAUGAUACCUUUUUUGAAGAGAGGGACAGUAGAACCGUUCUUUGUUUACCAGGAAUCAAGCCACCAAGGACGCCUUUACACAAAGAACUGAGAGUGUUCCUAGAGGAGGAACAAAGGGCAUCUGAAGCUGGUUUAUCUCUUGAAGAAAAGGAAAUUGAGGAGGAACUGAAAGUACCUGCAAAAAAUAUUAUCAAGGAGAAGCCUGAAGAACGUAACGGAUUAAUUGUUGCCUUGGAGGAUGAAAACACACUUGAGGAUAAACUUCAGAAACUUGAAAUAGGAGAAGGGAAGAAAUUUAUCAUUCAAUUCCCAGCUCCUCGAGAGCCAGAAAUAGAGGAAGAUGAAGAGAGCAGGAAGCAGCGUGGUAAAGGGAAUGUAGAGAAAUGGCUACAAAUGCUGUUAGAGAAUACUCAAGAGGAGCUGGAUCCUCAAAAUAUGAAUGAGAGCAAGACUGAUGAUAUGAUCAGAAAACUGAAUCAAAAGUACCCACAAAAGGAGGUAAAGAUUUCCAAUCCUCCAGAAUCUGUAGAGAAGGAUGGUGGUGUCAAGAGGAUAGAAGAAAUCGUUGAGAUAGAAGAAGCUAGAGACGGAGUACAGAAAGAAGAGAGCAAUGUGGGUGGUAUUGUUGAGGGAAUUGGAAGUAGUAGCUUUGAGGUGAGGAGGGAGAGAAGGGACCAUAAUAAUGGAAAGGAAAGAAAGCUUGUGAGGUCCGAGAGUGCCAGGGCCUUUGGGCGAAUUCCGUCCUCUCCAUCUCUGAUCUUGGGUAUGAGGAAGGGAGUGGACUGCAUAGGCAAGAAGCCGAUGGUAAGUGGUGAUGAUGAUGAUAGUGAUGGAGAGCAUGCUGCUCGGAACAGUUUCAUCAAGUCAUCCAUAAGGACGAUCAAGAAGGCAGUGAAAAUAUGAAACUCCACUUGGCAUAAUGCAUAUGUUUCUGUGUCUUUUUCUUAAUUUAUUAAUUUUUUUUUUAAAAAAAGAGUGUUAGGGAUUGCUCCUCAAGCUGAAUAAUUGUGUGUAGGUAUUCGAUUGUUAUUUAUUUGUCUAUAAGAAUGGAUGUGGCUAGAUAUUUGAUAA
Messenger RNA from Alnus glutinosa, 2401 nucleotides. RefSeq lists its product as uncharacterized. Bases 44 to 2233 code for a protein of 729 amino acids. The record is from RefSeq and is a predicted model, not a curated record. The transcript has 7 exons. Lineage: Eukaryota; Viridiplantae; Streptophyta; Magnoliopsida; Fagales; Betulaceae.